AGGCACUACUUCACUCCAUCACAGCCAUGGCCUUUACCAAACUUCUCACUGUGCUGGUUCUGAUCCACAAUGCUGGAGGCUUGCUUGGAGCUGAGGUGAAAAGCUCCAUCAUUGGAGGGAAGGAUGCUAAAAGUGACAGCUGGCCAUGGAUGGUCCACAUAAACAUUACAUCUGAUGGUGUCAACAAGUGGCGCUGCGGUGGGACCAUCCUCAACAGUGAGUGGGUGCUGACUGCUGCACACUGCUGGGAUAAACACCCUCCACCUAAAUGGGACAGAUCCAUGGUUUGGAUUGGCUCAUACAGGCUAAAAGAGAAGUCUGAACGUUACAGGGGAAUAUCGUAUGUCUUGAGUAACCCUGAUUAUCGGAACCUGGGCAGCUACUAUGUGAACGACAUCGCUCUUGUAAAGCUGGAUAAAAAGGUGAAAUUCUCAAAGCAGGUCAAAAAUGUGGCUCUGCCCAGCGCUGACGACACCUUCGGUCCAUCAUCUGAGUGUUGGAUCACCGGCUGGGGCAACAUUGAAAAAGAUACUCAACUGCCGGAUCCAGAAACCCUUCAGGAGCUAAAGAUUCCCAUCAUCUCUCACGGUGUGUGUAAGGAGAAGCGUCCUGAGCUAACCUCUGACAUGCUAUGCGCAGGGGGGGACAAGGCUGGGGGGAACGAUGCCUGCGAAGGGGAUUAUGGCGGCCCACUGGUGUGUAAAACAACCAAUGGCUGGAUGCAGGUGGGCAUCAUGAGUUAUGGAAGUUGUGGUUCUCCAGGCCGCCCUGGCGUCUACACCCAAGUGUCCAAGCACCUGCGCUUCAUCAACGACUACAUCCACAACUAAGAAGAAGCGUCUGCUGAAGUGUAAACUUCCAAGAAGCUCAGGCUGACAUCCUGCCUUACUCUUCAUAGCUCCUCCCCUGUGUUCUACCGUCACUCCUUGUAGUCCCUUAUGUUAGCUGCCAUGCAUUCUGUUUUUUUCUAAUUAAAUUCCUUGCAUUAAAGAUUUAAAGCAUCAA
Molecule: messenger RNA, 1005 nt
Organism: Plectropomus leopardus (leopard coralgrouper)
Lineage: Eukaryota; Metazoa; Chordata; Actinopteri; Perciformes; Serranidae
Product: tryptase-2-like
Biological process (GO): proteolysis
Molecular function (GO): serine-type endopeptidase activity
Source: RefSeq, a predicted model, not a curated record